GGCUGCCGGCAGUCGGAGCGGAGCGGCGCCGGGCGGAAGGCAUCGGCGAUCGGCGGCGGCGGAGGAGGCGCCUGGCAAGCGGCGCUCGGCGGCUCUGGCUGGCGGCGGCGGUCGGUGAGUGCGAGGAGGCCCGCGGACCCCCCCUUCCCCCCCCUUCUCUCCCUCUGCCCCCCCCCCCCACCGGAACCCCCCGGGCUUCUUCUGGGCCUCGGCUCUAAGAUGGCGGCCGGCGUGGACUCGAUGGCCAGGCCGAAGAGGCAGCUGGCCGAGGCGGCCGAGCAGUACCGCGGGCCCUCGGAGAGCGACCGGCACUGGCACAUCCGCCGCCAGUUCAUCGUCCGCCACAUGCGGGACUACCCGGGCAGCAGGAUCGAGCAGCUGCUCGCACUCUCCAUGGUGUGGACCAACCACGUCUUCCUGGGUUGUCGAUAUAGCCCAGACCUUUUGGAAAGAGUCUUUCAAAUGGCAGAAGGUAUUGACAUUGGUGACUUAGGAUCAUCUGAGAUGGUUCCAGGGAGUACAACCAACAAAAGAUCUAAUUCUGACAAUGGUGAAAAUCCAACAGCAAAGCGGAAACCUCCUUCAUUCCGUCCCAGAUUUCGAUUUGAGCCGGUUGCAUUUGUUAGUAGCAGCAGUAAGGAUGAAGAUGAGACAAAGAAAAAGCCAAAUCAAUCAGACAAGCCUCGAAGGUGGGCAGAUUUAGAUGAAGAUGUUCUCCCGUUAAACUCUCUGAUUAAAACUGAGGAGAACUCUGUGAAAACAGAAUCUUCUUCCACAGAUGAAAAGUCAAAUAAAUCUAGCAAAAGUUCAAAUGGGCCACUGCCUCCUGCCUCCUCUGAGAAUUCCUCAACUUUUGAUUAUGACUCUUUGUAUAAGAGCAUCUUCACAGAUGCAAAUGAAAACAAAAGUGAAACCAAAACCGGAAACUGCGUUAACGGGAUAACCUGUUUAAGCACUUACAUGUCUAAAAUACAACAGAACUAUUCAGCAAAAUAUGAGGCUUAUCAUUCCAUUCCUUCGUCAGAUCUUUAUCCAACUAUGAGAGGGCCGGACUUUUCUAAGACACCAGUUGGCAACAAACAGGGCUACAAGGGCCUGGGUUUCACACAGACCAAACGGUCAAAGAGUCGAAAAUCUUCCAAGAAAAAUGCUAGCAAAUCAGUACUUCCUGAACCUCUGCAACCUUUGUCAAGCAAGUCUUCAUCUGGUGGGUUUUCUCCAUCUGCGGUAAAGAGCCGACAGAAUUUUUUUAAUAUGCUCCAGAUAUCUGUGUCGAGGAAACUUAGUUCAAUCGGAGGCUUCAGUAACCAGUUGAACCACAGCGAUGUGCUAAGCAGCUGUAUUCAAACCUGUAAGACAAACCCUCAGUAUUUCUAUGUCUCGCUGAAGGAGAUACCUCCAGCUGAUGUACCAAAAAACAAGAAAGUCUUGACAGAUGGCUAUGCUUGUGAAUUGAGGUGUCAGGGUGUUUACUUAUCUACUGGGUAUGCUGGCAGCAAAAUUGGAGCUCGAGAUAGGGCCUCUGAACAAGCCUUAAAGUUGUUCCUGAAGGAUGUGGUGGUUGAGGUGGUGAAGCGCAAGUGUAAAAGUAAUUGCAUCGAUGACCUAAUACUGUGUGAGAAGAACACACCUCGAAAUGACAUUCCUCCUGCUCUCAAAAAGCCAGAUGAGAAAAUACCAAGCAAAGAUACAGCCAAUAAAGGAAAUGAAACAAAUAAACAGAGUACUCGACAUUCAAAGGAUCUCAAAAAGAAGAACUGGAUGGAAUUUGUCAUUUUGGAGACGGCAAAAAAUGCCGUGUGCAUCCUGAACAAUUCAGCUCAGUUCAAUAGAAUGACCGUGGAUUACAAGUUUCAACUGACACCCAGUCAGGUUUGGCAGUGCCGUGUUUUUAUAGAAGACCAUUUUAUCGCUGAGGCCUACGGAACCAAAAAGCUGGUGAAGCAUACAGCGGCAGAGAAGGCUUUGAACAUAUUGAGGCAAACGCAGCCAAUUGUAAAAUCAAGCAAGCCAGGAAACUCUGGUACAGCCAUCUCGCGUAAUGCAAUUCUUGGACGUUCCGCAGAAGAAGCUCUUAAACAAAAGAUCACAGAAGACAACAUUGGCAAUCAGCUUUUACGAAAAAUGGGUUGGAAGGGGGGUGGUUUAGGAAAAGAGGGUGAGGGUAUUGCAGAGCCAAUCACUGUAAAAGAACAGUUUAAGAGGGAGGGCUUGGGUUUAGAAAUGAGUAAGAGUGGUUCUAAAUUAAACAAACGAGAUAUAGAGGAUCUUAUCAAAAAUUAUGCCCGUUCGGACAAACAGGAGGAGCUGACCUUUUCCAAAGAGCUGACUAAUGAAGAGCGGAUGCAAAUCCAUCAAAUGGCUGCCAAAUAUGGUCUCAAGAGUAAAUCCUAUGGGAAAGGAAAGGAUCGCUAUUUGGUUGUAAGCAGAAAAGUACGUGUAGAUGAUAUUAUGAAUCAGCUUGCACAGGAAGGACAGGUUGGACGAUUUGAAUUGGUAGUGCCGGGUUCUUCAAAUUGAUGCAGAACUCUGCCCCAUUUUUCAUUUUUAUUUAUGCGCAGUUUUCUUCAGAAGCAAGACUUUUUGCUCAGUAAUCUGAAUUCAGUUAUUGUAAAUGAUUUCUCAAUUGCAAUAGAAAUUUAUUUACAUCUAUUAUUUACAGUUUUGAAAUUGUCAUCAGUGAGGUAGAUGUUCAAAACAAGGCAUCCAAAAUGAACUCUCAGUAUUUCUGCAUCACCUUUCUCCAUGUAUAAAAAUAACUGUCUGUUAUUUACAAAAUAUGGUAAUAAACUGCCACUGUUGAAAUUACUAGUGAACUAACAA
Pristis pectinata (smalltooth sawfish) is the source of this 2823-nucleotide messenger RNA. It is a transcript of the gene nkrf, whose product is annotated as NFKB repressing factor. The record is from RefSeq and is a predicted model, not a curated record. Bases 220 to 2520 code for a protein of 766 amino acids. The transcript is spliced from 3 exons. Gene Ontology annotation, cellular component: nucleoplasm; nucleolus. Gene Ontology annotation, molecular function: nucleic acid binding. Lineage: Eukaryota; Metazoa; Chordata; Chondrichthyes; Rhinopristiformes; Pristidae.